Molecule: messenger RNA, 1019 nt
Organism: Photinus pyralis (common eastern firefly)
Lineage: Eukaryota; Metazoa; Arthropoda; Insecta; Coleoptera; Lampyridae
Product: neural/ectodermal development factor IMP-L2-like
Exons: 5
Coding region: 27-830 (267 amino acids)
Biological process (GO): axon guidance; dendrite self-avoidance; homophilic cell-cell adhesion
Cellular component (GO): axon; plasma membrane
Molecular function (GO): cell-cell adhesion mediator activity
Source: RefSeq, a predicted model, not a curated record
CAUCAGUGUUUCAUCAGAUUCAGUUAAUGAUGAAAUUGUUAGUAAUAUUAGUGGUGGCUAUAUGGGUUCACCGGGCUCACUCUCGACGUCUGGAUGACGAUUUCGACAAUAACAUCUUAGGGAACCCGGUGGGGUUGGGUAUGACAAGUGGAGUUCAACGCGAUUGGGUUCGCAUCAGCCAAUCACCCCCACAGAGUGUUAGUCAAUCGGUUGGUUCACGUGUCGAGUUGGAGUGUGAGGCUAUGGGAUCACCGGCUCCCGUCAUGCAGUGGCUCAAAGGCAACACACCAUUAACCGAAAAUGAGAGUUUCGAGACCAACGCAAUUAACGACGUCCCAUCGCACGGAAUCGCCAAGGCGAAAAGUCGACUGGUAAUCAACUCUGUUCUUCCGAUCCAUGAGGGCACGUUUACGUGUCUGGCCGAGUCCGGUUCCGAAAUUGCGUCAACGAAAACAAAACUCUACGUUUCCGUACACCAUGGAAUCUCCGCAAGAAACAUCACCAAGCUACUCGCAGGCGGACUCUUAGGCUCACGAAGUCCCGCACGAAUCGUCCUCUUCAACACAAUAUAUUUGGAUAACAUCGGAAACCACAUUGAGUUACCGUGCAAAGCUGUAGGCAAUCCCAUCCCCGACAUCAUCUGGCUCGACCCAUCCGAAAGGAUCAUCAAUCCGGCAAGCGACGGCCGUAUUUCCGUCUUGGGCAAUGGCGAAUUGAGCAUACGCGGCAUGAAAUGGGACGACAUGGGUGUCUACACGUGCGUCGCACGUAAUUCAGUGGAACACGACAGCAUCUCCACAUUUGUAUACCCCAUGAUGGCUGAAAAAUAACCUUGCCAUUGACGUUCUACAUCUCCAGUCAUAAUUUGAGUAUUAUGUAACUUAUUUUUCGUCAAUAUAUUUGUUAUGCGCAUCCCUGUGCCAGUUUGUAGGAAUGCUUUAAUUAAAAAAAAUGUGCAAAAAGGGUAUUUCUGCUGCUGCAAUCAAUUGGAGGGGAAAAUAAAACUAAUAAUUACUUGA